AUGUCGUCUUCGAAGCUCGCUGCUGCUCGCUAUGGCAAGGACAACGUGCGUGUCUACAAGGUGCACCGCGAUGAGAAGACCGGCGUCCAGACAGUGGUCGAGAUGACCGUCUGCUGUCUCCUCGAGGGCGAGAUUGACGUCUCAUACACCAAGGCAGACAACAGCGUCGUAGUCGCCACCGACUCAAUCAAAAACACCAUCUUCAUCCUUGCCAAACAGCACCCCGUGACCACCCCCGAGCUAUUCGGUUCCAUUAUCGGCAACCACUUCAUCGAGAAAUACAGCCACAUCCAUGUCGCUCACGUCAAGAUCAUCACCCACCGAUGGACCCGCAUGACCGUCGACGGCAAGCCUCAUCCUCAUUCCUUCCUCCGCGACGGCGCCGAGACACGCAACGUGCAAGUAGAUGUGACCGAGGGCAAGGGCAUCGAAAUCGCCUCGAGCAUCCAGGGCCUGCACGUGCUAAAAAGCACCGGCUCUCAGUUCUGGGGCUUUGUGCGCGACGAAUACACCACUCUGCCCGAGGUCUGGGAUCGGAUCCUCAGCACCGAGGUGGACGCGACCUGGAAAUGGAAGACGUUUCCCACACUCGCCGCUGUGCAAGCGGACACAGCCCGCUUUGAUAAUGCGUGGAGCGCCGCACGCGAGAUUACGCUCAGCUUUUUCGCAAAGGAGAAUAGCGCCAGCGUGCAGGCUGUUAUGUACAAUAUGGCUGAUGCCAUCUUGGCUGCUGUGCCGGAGGUGGAGUCGGUGGAUUAUUCGUUGCCGAAUAAGCACUACUUUGAAGUUGACCUCAAAUGGCACAAGGGUCUGAAGAAUACUGGCAAGGAUGCCGAGGUCUACGCUCCUCAGUCGGGACCCAACGGACUGAUCAAGUGCACCGUCGCUCGCUCUACCAAGGCUAAACUGUGA
This is a messenger RNA of Talaromyces atroroseus, 912 nucleotides long. Its product is annotated as Uricase. Gene Ontology annotation, biological process: purine nucleobase catabolic process; urate catabolic process. The record is from RefSeq and is a predicted model, not a curated record. Lineage: Eukaryota; Fungi; Ascomycota; Eurotiomycetes; Eurotiales; Trichocomaceae. Gene Ontology annotation, molecular function: urate oxidase activity. Bases 1 to 912 code for a protein of 303 amino acids. The transcript has 3 exons. Gene Ontology annotation, cellular component: peroxisome.